This is a messenger RNA of Centropristis striata (black sea bass), 945 nucleotides long. RefSeq lists its product as uncharacterized. The transcript is spliced from 4 exons. Bases 144 to 647 code for a protein of 167 amino acids. The record is from RefSeq and is a predicted model, not a curated record. Lineage: Eukaryota; Metazoa; Chordata; Actinopteri; Perciformes; Serranidae.
CUGCAGUGACACGGAGCCAAUGAGCUGGAGGAGACACGCGUGCACGGCUCGGUUGGAGAGACACCUGUAAUGCGAAACAAGUGACCGGCAGCAGUCUCCACACCUUCGGCCUCCUCCAAGUCUUCUUCUCGUCCUCAAACACGAUGAAGCUCGCGGUUGCUUUGGUCUGCCUGAGCGUGGCCGUGAUGGUUGUCAUGAUUUACCAGGCCGUGCGCCAGGAGAUGAACCUGCGUGAUCUGAAAAGUCGCAUGGUGGAAAACGCGGCGGAGGUCAAGAGGAAAGAGGAGUCCAUCGUGGAGACGAAAGGGAAAAUUCAAACGCUUAAGCAAGAUGUGUUGGCCGUCAACAAGAAGGUAGAUGCGCUGUGGGAGACUAAGAAGACUAAAACAAACUCAGAAGCUGAGUUCAAAAAAAAUCUGGCGUCGUGUAACACGGAAAAGGCAAGUGCUGAGAACAAGAAGACAGAAACAGGAGAGGCCAUUAAAAAACUCCAAGACGAACAAGAAGUGGCUAAAAAGAAGGCGGAAGAGGACAUUAAGAGCUUGAAACAACAGAUUUUGGAUCGAGACAAAGCUAUUUGUGCCUUUGUAGAUACAACCAAGGAGGAAGCACGGAAGUUGUGUGGCAUCACUGAAACUCCAAAAUAAAGUAACCAAAGAAGCGCUCAACAUUGACUGUGAACAUUUAGGAGAAAGUGGACUGCAAUGCAAACAAGACUGACUUUGUAACAGCACUAAUGUGAGGACAGCUCUGGUUUGUUUUUAUGAGAAAGUUACAAAAAAAAUGUUGGUUUAUAAUGGCACAGACAGCGGGCUUGGGAAAAUCUGGUGCCCAAUUUUGUAUCAUUUUGUAAUGUUGGUUAGAUGAAGUUAUGCUUUUUUUUCCUCUGUUAAAUACGGCUUUUUGUGAUUGCAGCAUUUACAAAUAAAUUAACUUUGUCAUGGA